Messenger RNA from Chaetomium fimeti, 1956 nucleotides. RefSeq lists its product as uncharacterized. The transcript has 2 exons. Gene Ontology annotation, molecular function: protein binding; sequence-specific DNA binding; zinc ion binding. Bases 250 to 1587 code for a protein of 445 amino acids. Gene Ontology annotation, biological process: regulation of DNA-templated transcription. NCBI's taxonomy places the organism in Eukaryota, Fungi, Ascomycota, Sordariomycetes, Sordariales, Chaetomiaceae. The record is from RefSeq and is a predicted model, not a curated record.
UCGCUUUGACAGGCACCUCAUAAUCGCUUGCUGGGUCUAGACCGCGCCCCCCCCGUCCAAAAUCCAAACUCUUGCCCCGACGGCCCCAUACUACCCCCCGUUCGCCAUCAUGUCCCACCGGCGUUCUCUAUCCUCAAGCUUCAUGGGCUUUGGGAUGCCGAUGAGCAUGGGCUCCGAGACGUCCACGCUGCAGGUCCGCCUUUAAAUUCACUUUCGCGAGGCAUCAGACCUACUGACACCGUCUUGACUAUGCAGAUGAAUCCCGACGCCACCGACACGCUGUUCCCGCUCGACAGCUCAUUUUUUUAUCCAUUUGUCGACGGCAACAUGUCCUUGGCUCUACAACCAAUUGAAUCAGCCUCGAGGAUCUACGAAACCGGGCCGGGCCCUGCCUCCUCGGCCGGCCUGGUAGGGAACACCCCACAGUCGUCCUCUUUCUCUCCCAAUGACACGACGGCCACCGAGCCGGCCCACGAGCCCCCGGGAACUGGAAACCAGACCCAACCAAGCGGGUUGAACGAGUUCACCAAGCGGUCCAAUUGGCCAGCCCGAGUGGUCGACGAGCUCCGGGACUUGUUACACAUCUUGGACGCCGAAGGGAGGGUCAAGACGGUCUCGCCGAGCGCCGAGCAUCUGACUGGCUACAAGCCGGCCGAGCUCCGUGACAUGCUCAUGCGCGAGCUGUUGCACCCCGAUGACGUAGGCGUCUUCACAUCGGAGCUAAACCAAUCCAUAGCCGUGGGUACUCCGUUCCGCGUCUUUUACAGGAUGAGGAAGAAGGACGGGACCUACGCCGUCUUUGAAGCCAUUGGCCACGCCCACAUCGCCGCCGCCAAGUUUGCGCCCAACCCAGACAACCAAACACCCUUCUGCCAAGCUGUCUUCAUGAUGGCCAGGCCGUAUCCCACCAAGAACGCGGCUCUGCUCGACUCAUUCCUAGAACACAAGAUGGAGAACGAGCGCCUCAGGCGUAAGAUCGCAGAGCUCCAAAAGGAGGAGCAGGACGACGCCGACGAGUCCGAAAGGACGUGGCGGCGGAGCCAAGAGACCACACCGUCCGAAAACGGCGUACGCUUCGGGACGACGACCUUCCAACCCCUGCCAGAUGCGUCCACCCACCUUCGGGAGCGGGAUGCCUCCCUAGACGGCGGGUUCAUGGAUGGCGUGACGGGCUCGCGGCGGUCCUCGAUAGGGGUAACCCAUGCCGACACCAUCGAGAUGCUCACCGGCCUCCGGUAUCAGGAAGGCGAACGAAGCCAUGGAAUUACCACGGGGGUGGCUAGCCCCACUCUCGUGUCGGGAGACGCUGGCGUCCUCACUGGAGACGCCGGCAUCGCCAUCCCAGUGGACAGAGAUCAGCGUGCAGGAGAGAAGAAGAAGAAGCUCAAGUUAGCCGAGGAAUACGUCUGUACGGAUUGCGGAACACUUGAGUCUCCCGAAUGGCGCAAAGGGCCUAGCGGGCCUAAAACCCUCUGCAACGCCUGCGGGCUUCGCUGGGCGAAGAGGGAGAAGAAAAAGAGCGCCAGCCAUGUUGUGGGAAGCGGCUUAGAACAACAUCCUGGGCCUGGCGGUGAUAUUAUCGGCUAGAGGUCGUUCGCCUGUUUUGAAUUGGUCAAGUAAUUCAUGUUGCGUGUGUUGCGACGAUUCGAAGCCCUUCCUCCGAAAGUUGGUUGGCUUUUAGGUACAAGGUCUCUGGAAAAGCGACAGGGCCCUGGUGGUUCCAAAACGUCCUGCAACGCAUGCAGCCUUUGGCAAACGAAGGGUCGGGGCCUCGACCACGGCGGCACGGAACGUCAUAGUAUCUCGGGCCCAAGGGGAACACUACCGGCUAGACGCAGAGACUCGCUCAGAAAUGAGACUACGACUACGGGACCCAGAACGUCAACCGUUUCUACGGCGUUACCUGGUUGUGGCGGCAUACGUUAAUAGGUGUCGUCAAGGCGGGGAUUUCGGCGG